Molecule: messenger RNA, 261 nt
Organism: Strongylus vulgaris
Lineage: Eukaryota; Metazoa; Nematoda; Chromadorea; Rhabditida; Strongylidae
Source: the annotation of a GenBank genome assembly
AUGAAAGGAACCCAGAAUGGACUAUUUAGGUUGGCCUUAUGCGGCUUGAACUCUGGCAAAGUGGGCGCUCACCUUCGCGUAUUCGUCCCAGCAGGAACAAGGGAUAGUGUAACAUUUUCUUUUAGGACCCUUCCUAUUCCACGACGAUCUGACAUCCCUGCUGCAUUGUAUAUGUCAUGGUUGGAGAUGAUAAGUCGGGACUUGCCUCCGACACUUUUUGUUCGAGGGAACCGUACCUCAGUGCUGAGCUAUUUUGACUGA